This is a messenger RNA of Penicillium psychrosexuale, 1455 nucleotides long. Its product is annotated as prolyl hydroxylase family protein. Gene Ontology annotation, cellular component: endoplasmic reticulum. Gene Ontology annotation, molecular function: procollagen-proline 4-dioxygenase activity; iron ion binding; L-ascorbic acid binding. NCBI's taxonomy places the organism in Eukaryota, Fungi, Ascomycota, Eurotiomycetes, Eurotiales, Aspergillaceae. The record is from RefSeq and is a predicted model, not a curated record. Bases 1 to 1455 code for a protein of 484 amino acids. Gene Ontology annotation, biological process: peptidyl-proline hydroxylation to 4-hydroxy-L-proline. The transcript has 2 exons.
AUGGCCAAGUCCAAAGCGGCAAAGCGUAAGCGCAACGCACAAAUCGAUCUUCCACAAAAGAUUUCGAAAGCAGUACCGAAUCUAACACCGCCUCCCGAUGGCAUACCUCUCGAGCCCACGCAUCUCAAUGCCGUCGUCUCAGACGAGGAACUCGACAUUACAAUUGAGACGCUCACGGCGCUUGCACAAUAUCCAGGCCUGACAAAGUCGAAGGCAUGCAAGGAUCUGCGAGUCGCGGUCUAUGACUUCCGCCAGACAUGCACUACGGGUGUUAACACUGCCGAGGGCGCCAACUUGACAGCUCGAAUAACCGGUGCAUUGGUGGACGAGAAAUACAUUGAAGCCAAGAUCUUGCUUGCAGAGAUGAGGAUCAGGGGGGAACAACCCAAGAUUGGAGCAUUGUGUCGCUGGGUGCGAGAUCUGGAUGUCGUCAGCGGCCUCUCGACGCAGCAUAAAGCACACGAUCAUGUCCCCCUUCAGCGCAGUGUGAAGGAAAACGAAAUCCUGGGCGUCCUUGAUGCCAUCCUGCGCGUCAGCACCCCGAUUGACACCAACACAAACGCCGUUGACUCAACCGAUCCCAUCGCCUUCCAGUCCAUCUGGGACCUCCGCCCCUCGACGACGCCACUUCCCGUCUACGCCUCAGUCCUUGACAAAUCAAUUUUGGAUGAGGCGCCCAAGUCUCCAUCUGCUCUCCGCAUCAUCGAACAAACCCCUGGCCCACUCCGCAAACCCCCAAACCACCAUCCGGCUAUCCUCUAUACCACCGCGCCGAACGCCGUCCCACUGGCUCCUGUCGGUCCUUCCAUAACAUACCACGCACAUCCCGCUGUGCCAGGCCUUGGCCUUGCCCUCAAUGUCCUAUCCCCCACCGAGUGCAAGGCGAUCAUCGCUGCCGGUGAAUCUGUUGAUUUCCUGCCGGACGCGCCCCUUCGCGAGGAUGGGGACAUCAGCAUCCUAGCCCACAACUUUUACUGGAUCAUUGACACCACAUUCCACGACAUGCUUUGGGCACGAAUUUCCCCUUAUGUGCCACCCUCUAUCAACGGUCGCAUGGUCCGAGGCAUCAAUCGUCGCUUCCGUGUGUACAGGUAUGUUCCCGGAGCCGAAUAUCGGUGUCACAUUGACGGAGCUUGGCCGCCGUCCGGUAUUCUUUCUGAUGACACAUACGUGUACGACUCUUCGCCUGAGGAAAAGAAGCAGAGCUCGAUGUACACAUUUCUACUAUAUCUCAACGAUGAGUUUGAGGGCGGAGAGACGACAUUCUUCAUGCCAGCCCCGCGGGAAGGGACCCUCAACGGAUACCCGGUGCGACCUGUGAUGGGAGCUGUUGCGAUAUUCCCACAUGGGGAGUCGAAUGGGGCCUUGCUACAUGAAGGUACAGGGGUGAGGAAGGGAGCAAAAUAUAUUAUUCGGACUGACGUAGAGUACGAUGUGAAGCCUUGUGGAGAGUGA